AUGAGGGUGCACUACUGGGUGCACCCCUGGGAAGACAAUAACUCUUCUAUCUCAUCCAACAGUGUGGAGACGAGAAGGAAACGACGUGCAUCGUCCUCUAAAAAGGAGAACGUUGCAGAGGACAAUAACGUUUCAGAAAAAGCUAAGCCGCCAAGUCAUGGAAGCGUCUUGCACUACUUCUACAAGACCUCCCUUGGAUAUAACGUGAACUCCCAUCUACGACAGAGUCUCCAGAUGUCAUUUGUGCGCUCCCUGGCCUCCUGCAUGGUCCACAGGGCAUUCAGCUCCUUCACCAGCCGGGUCACCUGCCUCGAAUGGCACCCCACACAGCCCACAGUGCUGGCUGCCGGCUCCAAUGGGGGAGCCAUGAUGCUGUGGGACUAUGAGGAGCCCAUACCGAUGGCCUUUCUGAAUGGGAAGCGGAGGUGUGUCGUCGGUGGGCUGAAGUUCUGUCCAUCAGAUUCAUCCAGAUGCUAUGUCACUUCAUACGACGGUACGCUGGCCUUGCAGAGCUUUGAGGAUCUCCCCUGUUUGACCCUUUUCAGGGCUCAGGACGGCGGUCACGAUGACCACAAUGUUUGGCCCUGGUACUGCUGUGUGGAUGUGUCUGCCAGCCAGCGAAUGUUGGUGAUAGGGAGCAACACUGGGCGACUUGCACUUCUAGGUUUCGAUGGCCACAAGAUAUUCAGCAACAAGCUACAUGACGCCAAAGUGACACAUGCAGAGUUUAAUUGCCAUUGUGGUUGGCUGCUGGCCACAGCAUCCUUGGACUGCACAGUCAAGCUAUGGGACCUGAGACACCUCAAAGACCAGACGAGCUGCCUGCAGGAGAUGGCGCACAAGAAGCCAGUCAACUCUGCUUGUUUCCGACCAAUGGACGGCUCAAAGCUCUUGACCACAGACCACUGUGAUGAGAUAAGGCUGUACGCCUCAUCUGAUUGGUCGAAGCCAGAGCGUGUCAUUCACCAUCCUCACACGCAUUUUCAGAACACUACACCCAUCAAGGCAACCUGGCAUCCAUUUUAUGAUCUUAUAGUAUCUGGCCGGAAUGGAGCUGGCUCCAUAAACGUCGGAUCAGUAGACAUCUUGGAUCCCAACACCGGAGAGCUGCUACACCAAGUGCUAGACCCAGGAGGAAAGGGAACCAAAUCUACACCCCUCCCAUCAGCGGUGAGCGGACAGGCCCAGUGUCAAACAGGGAUAAUAUCACCACACUUGGAGAACAGCUACAGUAGAAGAACAGUAGCCAGCUGAAUAUCUUCAACCACCUUGGAGAUGCACUGGCUUCAGGAGUGGGUUGUAAUAUCCAGGCCUGGACCAGGUGACUACUAAGGAAUGGACGGGAGUGAACCGCUGGCCAUUUGCAACUCCUUGAAGCGUCCAACAAAACACACCAUGUUACCAUGCCUUAUAUCUUCCAAGUUAGUGGGUGAUAUACCAACCAACAUAUAGACAGAAAAAUGCUAAUGAUGGAGAAGUUGGAUCUGCUAUCUUCAAGGUUUUUUGACCUUUUUUUUACCUGUGCUUAUUUUAUUGUGGUCAAUGUCAGUCUAUGGGUCAAUGGGAUAACUGGUAAGAAUGCUGUGGUUACAGUAGGUCUGCUGUUCAUGCAAAGACCAUGGCAAGGACAUUGUGAUUCUGUUCGCUAUUACGACAUUUUGCAAUAUGUGUUUUGCAACCCCCAACCACAAAGUUUGUGAAUUAAAUUAUGUGAAUAAAAAUC
Engraulis encrasicolus (European anchovy) is the source of this 1723-nucleotide messenger RNA. Its product is annotated as DNA damage-binding protein 2-like. Gene Ontology annotation, molecular function: damaged DNA binding; protein binding. Bases 1 to 1254 code for a protein of 417 amino acids. The record is from RefSeq and is a predicted model, not a curated record. Lineage: Eukaryota; Metazoa; Chordata; Actinopteri; Clupeiformes; Engraulidae. The transcript has 11 exons. Gene Ontology annotation, biological process: response to UV; DNA repair. Gene Ontology annotation, cellular component: Cul4-RING E3 ubiquitin ligase complex; nucleus.